This is a messenger RNA of Aspergillus wentii DTO 134E9, 1452 nucleotides long. It is a transcript of the gene hapX, whose product is annotated as bZIP transcription factor HapX. The coding region runs from base 1 to 1452 and encodes 483 amino acids. The transcript has a single exon. Gene Ontology annotation, molecular function: DNA-binding transcription activator activity, RNA polymerase II-specific; transcription cis-regulatory region binding. Gene Ontology annotation, cellular component: nucleus; RNA polymerase II transcription regulator complex. NCBI's taxonomy places the organism in Eukaryota, Fungi, Ascomycota, Eurotiomycetes, Eurotiales, Aspergillaceae. The record is from RefSeq and is a predicted model, not a curated record.
AUGGCAGCUCUUACGCCUGCUCUCUCAAUUGCCCCUCUGGCUCCUGCGUUGGCCGCCAAGCCGACCAUGUCAGCUUCUCCCGGUCCGGGCACGCCCGGCUCCAUUACCUCCAAGGAAUGGGUCAUCCCCCCACGCCCUAAGCCUGGCCGCAAGCCCGCUACAGACACCCCCCCUACGAAACGCAAAGCGCAGAACCGGGCGGCACAGAGAGCUUUUCGAGAACGUCGGGCCGCUCGGGUUAAUGAGCUCGAGGAUGAUAUUAAGCGAAUCGAAGAUGAGCACGAUCUUCACGUGUCCCAGUUCAAGGACCAAAUAGCCGAACUGUCUCGCGAGGUCGAACAAUGCCGAAAUGAAAUCAACUGGUGGCGCGACCGUAGCCAUGCCUUGGAGAAGGAGGUUUCGGUGGAACGCAGUGCUAAGGAGGCUCUUGUCAAGGAGUUUCGAACCUCACUGUCGGAAAAGAAUACGGCCACCCCCGAUAGCGUGCCCUUGCCCCCACGCGCCUCAAGACGAAACACCACCGAUCGCCAGGUGAAUGCUAAGGAGACCAUGAGCAGUAACAGCCACGACGACGGACAGGAGGGUGUUCCCCUUGGGUGCAACAACUGCUCGUCGGCUCAUUGCCAGUGCAUCGAGGAUGCUUUUGGGAUGCCCGGCAUCGCAACGCGAGAGACAUCACACCAAAAGCGUGUGGAGCCGGAGAUAAAACCCGAGCCUGAAGAGAUGGAAAUCGAUUUUACCUCCCGGUUUGCGGCCGCCCAACCCCAUCAUGACGACGACGAUGACGUGAGCAUCAUCUCGUCUCCGGCCGUAGACCCAUGUGGUUUCUGCCAGGACGGCACUCCCUGUAUCUGUGCAGAGAUGGCUGCCCAGGAGGAACAGCAGCGUCGCAAGACUUCUUUUGAGAACAACCGUCUCGCCCCGAUCCAGAAUCUUUCUCAGUUCACCCCACCCCCAUCGGACGGCGAUGUUCGCUCUGAGGUCACCUUGCCACCGAUCAGCCAGGCCACUAACCCCUGUGCGAACGGUCCCGGGACCUGCGCGCAAUGUAUGGCAGACCCACGAAGGACCCUUUUUUGCAAGACGCUGGCAGCGUCGAGGUCUGCCAGCGGAACACCUUCUGGAGGAUGCUGCGGCGGUAAAGGCGCCGACGGCGGAUGCUGCAUGUCACGACCUAAACCCUCGAACGGUCCUACUAUGAACUCUUCCUCAUCUGCAUCUCCUUCUCUGACUCUCUCCUGCGCUGAUGCCUUCACGACCCUCUCUCGACACCCAAACUUCUCCCGCGCCAGCGAUGAGAUCUCAUCCUGGCUUCCUAAGCUUCACACACUGCCUAACCCACGCGAUCUGGCCCGUGAAGAGCGUCCUGCUGCCCGAGCGGCAAUGGAAGUCGAAGCUGCUAGCGUCAUGGGAGUCCUGCGAUACUUCGACCGAAGAUUCGCGGACAAAUAA